AUGGCGAGUGUUUACGACAAGGAAAUUAGACAGGAGCCUGACAUGUUACACCGUGUCCUCAGGCUCCUGUACACCUCUCAUCAGCCUUCGUUCUCCAAAGUCGAACUCGAACGCAUUGGAGUUACGGUCGGUCCUUUCGAAAUUUCGAACCCACUCUUUAUCAACGACAACAAACAAUGUCUCUUCCAGCCUUUCGACGAGCAUGAAAUCAAGAGGUGGGAGAUACCAGCAUACGCGGCUAAUUGGGAGGGUAUGAAAGCACGUUUGGAUCUUCCAGCCGUGGAUCCCAACUCGCAGCUCGCCCAAAGCCUUAGUCCCAGUGAGAUCAACAAGGGAAACAAGGACGUGUUGGCCUUUCUCAAUACCAACUUUACUUUUCGAAGCAAUGGUGCAACGCGGUUGUGCACUGAGCUUGGAUGGUCUGUCAUUGAUCCUCGUGUGGUUCACAGCCGAAACAAGCACUUUCUCUUCUCUGGUCAUGGAAGCCAACUAGGAACAAACUUCCCUUCAUGGCAAGUUUGGUCCAUCCAAGUGUGGCGUGAGAAGAACCACGCAGGUCGCGACUAUCAAACAGGCCCUUCCAUCCGCUUGAUCAUCAGUACUGAUGCCAUUGGUCCCUUUGAUCGAAUUCUUCUCAACGAGCUGGGAGCCAUAACUGAGUGUCUUGCUUUCCGUCGCACUCAGCGGGAGUAUACCCCUUACCCCAUCAUUCCAGUACGCAACCUUCCCUCUUCCAUUCAGACGAAUACUGAUGAGAGCCCCCUAGAUUCUCGUGCUAUCUCUGUUUGGACCCCGCAGCGGGCGAAUCAUCCAAGCUUCUUAUGA
Penicillium brevicompactum is the source of this 825-nucleotide messenger RNA. RefSeq lists its product as uncharacterized. Lineage: Eukaryota; Fungi; Ascomycota; Eurotiomycetes; Eurotiales; Aspergillaceae. The coding region runs from base 1 to 825 and encodes 274 amino acids. The record is from RefSeq and is a predicted model, not a curated record. The transcript has 2 exons.